UCUUGCAUUAUUUAUCAGUCUUCUCUUGUUUGGUUCAGAAUUGUCUUUAUCCAUCAAACAAUCUCUGCUUCUGUCUAUGGGGUAAAUGGAAAACAGUACUAACCCUCCUUAUUUUAACCUCACUGUGUUUGUGAACAUGGGCAACUACCGCUAUCUUACGUUUGUCCUGUGUCUCCUGUUGUAUGCUUCCAUUAUCUCAGCUAAUCUUGUCAUAAUAGUGGUGAUAUCACAAGAGAAAACUUUACAUGAGCCCAUGUAUAUUUUUAUUAUGUGCCUUUCUAUUAACUCUCUGUAUGGCUCUGCUGGCUUCUUCUUCAGAUUUCUGGCAGACCUUCUGUCUGAUACUCAUUUGAUCCCACGACCAGCUUGUUUAAUUCAGAUCUAUGUCAUUUACACCUAUGCAUCCUUUGAGCUCACCCUUUUAGGCAUUACAGCCUACGAUCGGUAUGUUGCUGUCUGUCAGCCUUUACAUUACCACAGCAAAAUGACCUCUAAGAUGGUCUCUAAGUUGGUUGCCUUUGCAUGCAUCUACCCACUCCUUUCUGUUGCAGUUUGUGUUUACAUGGCCUCCAGACUUCCACUGUGUGGCAAUAAGAUACCUAAGGUAUACUGUGCCAACUGGCCUGUUGUAAAAUUGUCAUGUGUCUCUACUGUCAUUAACAACCUUGUUGGCAUGAUUGUGUCCGUAACCACAGUCUUUCUCCCCCUGGCUUUUGUUCUGUACACGUAUGCACGAAUUUUUCUCAUUUGUAGGAAACGCUCCUCAGAGUUCAAGAGCAAAGUCAUACAAAGCUGUCUGCCCCACAUUAUUACAUUUGUCAAUUAUUCCAUUACUGUGUUUUGUGAUGUUGCUCUCAGCAGAAUUGAUCUUGAAGAGAUUAAUCCAUUUCUAGCAGUAAUUUUAUCACUUGAGUUUGUUGUGAUUCCUCCCAUUGUGAAUCCUCUUGUGUAUGGCCUGAAGCUACCAGAAAUUAGAAAAUGUAUUUCAAGUAUGUUAUCAUGCUCAAAAUUUGACAAACAACCUAUCUAAGGGUAGCCUGUGCUGUUUCUAAUUGUCAGUGGUCUGACUUCUUUCAUCAUUACUUUCAAACUAGCUGCAGCAAUGAUGUGUGUCAUAGUCAAGAGGGUGAAUACUGAAUACAGUUACUUCAUUUUAAAAUGUAAUUUAAAGUAGAGACUGUGGAGAUUUAUUUUGAAUACAAAAUUAAAGUCUUUUUUCCAUUGAUCAAUUUCAAAAUGACAUAAUAACUUCCA
Epinephelus lanceolatus (giant grouper) is the source of this 1254-nucleotide messenger RNA. Its product is annotated as olfactory receptor 6N1-like. Gene Ontology annotation, molecular function: G protein-coupled receptor activity; olfactory receptor activity; odorant binding. Gene Ontology annotation, biological process: detection of chemical stimulus involved in sensory perception of smell; G protein-coupled receptor signaling pathway. Gene Ontology annotation, cellular component: membrane. The record is from RefSeq and is a predicted model, not a curated record. NCBI's taxonomy places the organism in Eukaryota, Metazoa, Chordata, Actinopteri, Perciformes, Serranidae.